UCGAGCCCCAUUCCAAGAGAAACAACUCAUCUCGAGCCAGUUGUGCGUUGUUUGUUAACACGGCGAGUCGUCCAUAUUAUAGUUCAUUAUUGUUAGUACAUGCAGCGGCACCAUGCACGAUACUAUAUCUAAUCAGCUGGAGCGCGACGGGUUCGCGGUGGUGGAGGGGUUCCUGCGGGACGCCGAGUGCGCGGAGCUGGUCGCCGCCGGCCUGGAGCUCACGCGCCACCUGCCUGAUGCGCCGCCCACGGUCUUCACCACCACUGAACACCAGCAAUUAAAGGACAAGUACUUUAUGGAAAGCAACGAUAAAAUCAGCUAUUUCUACGAGAAAGAUGCGCUCGAUGCCGAUGGAAAGCUUCAAGUUGACCCAAGCAUUUCAUUAAAUAAGGUGGGGCACGCUCUGCACCUGCUGCACCCCAUCUUCAGGUGCUACACGUACAGCGAGCGCGUGAAGGCGCUGUGCCGCGCGCUACGCCUGGCCGAGCCGGCCGUCGUGCAAAGCAUGUACAUCUACAAGAACCCGGGAGUCGGAGGCGAGGUGGUUCCGCAUCAAGAUAUAUCAUAUUUACACACAGAGCCAAUUCCACCAAUAGGGUUUUGGAUAGCUCUAGAAGACGCAACGAUUCAAAACGGUUGCCUUUGGAUGGCUCGCGGGUCCCACAAGUCGGGUGUCCACAGACGGAUGAUCCGCAGUCCUGAAGAUAGAAACAAGUGUAUCUACGACAAGCCCGCGCCCGUGUACCCGGACUCGAGCUUCACUCCCGUCCCAGUCAGUAAAGGGACGUGCAUAUUGAUCCAUGGGAACGUGGUACACCGCAGCGCGCCGAAUCGCAGCGCGGCGAGCCGGCCCGCGUACACCUUCCAUGUGGUCGAGAGGAAGGGCAACAACUACUCCGAGGACAACUGGCUACAAGAAGGAGAGAAUGCCCCCUUUUUAAAUAUUUACACGACAUCUCAGAUGCUAUAAUGUUAUAUAUAUGCAGGUAUUGCUAUGACCGUUAAAGCGAAAGGGAACGACGUCACGUGAUAGCUUGCCAUACCAAUUUAGUACCCAGUUUCAUCUCUGGACAAUUGGACAUUCACAUUAGGUACAGAGAAUAUGUUAAAAAAAAUUGAUGCAUUCGAGUAUUAACCCUUUCAUUUGAAUUUAUCGUAAAUAAAAGAUAAUUCGACACUCAGAAAAAAACGGAGGUAUAUUUCGACACUCUCAAGGGAAUCAAAAUUGAUAGAUACUCGUAGGGUACUUCCCGUUGACCUAGAACCUAGAACUACGAAAUUUGGCAAGUAAUAUCGUCUUACACUACAAAUACAGGGAAAACCAGAAAACUGAAAUUUAUAAACAAAAAUGGAUUAUUUUUCUACGGAACCCUCGGUGGGCGAGUCCGCGACCUGGUUUAAUCAGAUAAUUAAAAAAAAGUCAAACGAUAAAUUGUGUAGGUAUAUUAUCCAUAAUCUCAAUAUCCGACGAGGAAAAUGGGGACUACGUUUGUAUGGAGAAGCGGUGGCCCACUAUCCUGUUAAGGCGGGAUUUCACCAGGGUGCGGCACUGUGCGGCACAAGCAUAUUCAGUACAAAAAUGCUUGUGCCGCUCAGUGCCGCACACUGGUGGAAUCCCGCCUAAGACACAUAUUUACUUACUUAUUUAGGUGAAUCAACUUUUGUCACUCGUUGCCAAGGGUACGUUUCCCUGGGCCGCUCUUACUAGUAAAAACCUGAAUUUUUUGAUAUAAAAAAUACCAAAUUGAGCAUUUUGGUGGUCGUCAGGUAUAAGCCAUUUCAAUACUAACAUCAUAAGAUAAACUUGUGCCCUAGUAAAACGGGACAGAAAAACAAAAAGAAAGAGUUGAUCCACCCGUAGGAAAUUUAGUUAUUACCUAUAUACCUAUUAAGUCUAUGUCUUGCGUAGGUAAGUAGACCAGGUAUUAAGAUUAAGUGAAGUUCAGGAUAUUGUAAGACCGAUUUCCCAUAAAACUAAAUACGAGUUUGUACUGUAGAUAUACUUACAUAUAUUUUUUUCUUUUUUCUGUAACCUUACUCUAGAUUAGGUCUGAAUUCAUUAAUUAAAUUGCAUAUCUACCUGCCGGACUAUUAUAUAGUAAGAGAUUCUAAUAUUUCAUACCUGCUUUCAUUUUAAACAAUAUUAAAACCGAACCAAGACAUCGGACGUAUACUAUGUCCGUGACAGAGCGUGCGUUUUUAAAGGGUCUGCCAUCUCGUGACGUUAAUCGAAAGCUAAAACGAUUCACGCUUCUAAGCAGGGACCCAAUACCGGUAUAUUUUUCAUACAAAUAAACCGGUAUUCAAUUUCGGUAUCUCGGUUGUUUAUGUAUAUUUAUGCACUUAAUUUAGCUAAUUAAUGUGAUCAAUCAUUUUGUUCCUGCUUCUUAGCCGGUUCUGCCCCCUACACUUCACGCUGGCUUUUGCAUAGCAGGAAUUUGCCAUCUAGUGGCUUAAAUCUAAAAAUAGAAACUUGACAUCAUAUCCUUCGCGCCAAUGAAUAGUAGCGGAUGGUGCUGGGCCUAACGUACUGUGUUGCAUGAACAAGAGAUUUCCUUUGGCAGGAUUAGUCCUUAGGACCCAAGGAUGGAUUCUAGAAGUGGAGCCACCCAGAUUUUUGAUGUAAAUUUUUAGGGUGGGGGCUCUCAAUUUGGUCUUGAUAUCUAUAUCAUUUAAGCUACUAGGCCAAGUUUGGUAUCGUUUUCGUAUAAAUCGGGGGUGCCGAAUAUAUUUCUGAUAUCAUAAUGACACCAUUCCGAAGUAAAAACACAUAAAAUAUGAAAAAAAUACUUUUUUUUUAAUUCCUCUUCUCGCUUAAACUGCUGAACCACAAUUUAGUUAAAAUUUGAAACAGAGAUAGCUUGAGUCCCAGGAAAUAACAUAGCAUACUUUUAAUCUCAAAAAUCACCCCUUAAGGGUGUGAAAAGGGAGGAGGAAAUUUGUAUGGGGAUUCAAUAACCGCUGAACCGAUUUAGAUAAAAUUUGGUAUAGAGAUAGUUUGAGUCCCGGGGAAGAACAUAGGAUAGUUUUUAUUUCAAAAAAAAUACCUUAAAAAUGAAAGGUAAGGUGUAGGAUUGUAUGGGAAUUUCCAUGAAAUCUAUGUCUACAUCUUUGAUUUAGUUGAAAAUGAUACUAAACUUGACUUAGAACCUAAACUUAAAGAAUUAUUAACCUCAGACGCUUAAAAACCCCCCACCCCCACCUGCAUCAAAAAUCUGGGUGGCUCCACUUCUUAAAUCCAUCCUUGGGUCCUAAGGACCAAUCCUGCCAAAGGAAAUCUCUUGUUCAUGCAACGCCGUGGUUGACCUUUUUAUGCUCUGAGCACACUCAACUAUAGGGGGCUUCUGUGCUGCCGUCUACAGUUCAUGCACGGACUGCACGGUGCACGGUCCCUCAAUAUCAAUAUCAAUUGACCUAAUUCGUGCUGAAAUAGUACGAACACUUGGAUAAUAGAUGGGGCUGACUGAAUGUCUAGCGAAUGCAUGUAUAACGCAUUGCUUUUUUUUUAUCCCUGAAGAUAUGGCUCAUUUCAUCAAACACCAAAAUUAUCAAUGGUGCAAAAUUUUAUUCAUCUAUACUCUAUCAAUGAUACCUAUACUUAUUACACUAACUAAUUAUUAGUUCCAUGGUGAAUGUACCAAAACUUUAUAAUUAUUACGUCGAGUAAUAAUACAUGGUGAUGUCAUUGUGAUAAUAUCGAUAAUAAACAUCUAAUAACGAAA
This is a messenger RNA of Cydia splendana, 3722 nucleotides long. RefSeq names its product phytanoyl-CoA dioxygenase domain-containing protein 1-like (gene Phyhd1). The transcript is spliced from 6 exons. NCBI's taxonomy places the organism in Eukaryota, Metazoa, Arthropoda, Insecta, Lepidoptera, Tortricidae. The coding region runs from base 113 to 970 and encodes 285 amino acids. The record is from RefSeq and is a predicted model, not a curated record.